GUUUGACAAGAGUGUCAACUUGUGUUUCUUCCCUGAUGGCCAGUGUGGUUUGAACGUAGAGCAUACAAUGGCUGAUGCACCUGCAAUGGGCCAUGUCUGGGAAUAUGCAAUGACAAUGGAAGUGAUUGAAAAAAGGUAUCUUGACAAUGGACAAGUGAUGCCUCCACCCAAGUCUUUCAAGCAGAGCCACUAUUCUCCACCAAGGCGGAUCAUUUGGGACAUUACAGAUGCCCUUGAGAAGGAAAUCAAUAAAGCCGUAGUACUGAACCAGAAGAAUAAUGAAGAUCUAGACCUAGAAAUCCGUAAUCAUAACAAGUUUGGCAAGGGUAUUAUCAAAAAGGCUCGAGUUAGCCCUGAUGCUUUUAUUCAGAUUGCUCUCCAGCUCGCAUACUACCGUCACACGGGCAGAUUCUGCCAGACUUAUGAGGCCUCAGCUACAAGACUGUACCAGAAUGGAAGAACAGAAACUGUGCGAUCAUGCUCAGAGGAUGCUGCUGCGUUUGUGAGAGCAAUGGUUAGCGGGAAAUUGCCGAAAGAGAAGCUAUUGCAUUUGCUGAGGGUGGCUGGAGAACGACACCAGAAGCUGUACCGUGAUGCAAUGAAUGGCAAAGGGAUUGAUCGCCACUUGUUUGCUCUAUAUGUUGUGUCAAAAGGUCUUGGCUAUGAAAGUCAGUUUCUUGAGUCUACUAUCAGAAGGCCUUGGACAUUAUCAACAUCCCAGCAGCCUCAGCAACAGAUUCAGGCAAAUACUCCUGACAUAAACUUGGAGCCUUUUCGGAAAAUGUGCUCUCCUGGUGGAGGAUUUGGACCAGUGUCAGACGAAGGAUAUGGUGUUUCAUACAUGUUACCUACAGAGUAUAAUAUCUUUUUCCAUGUGUCAUCCAAGAGGUCUUACCCAACCACUGACUCGAGGAAAUUUUCAGAUAUCUUGUUUAAGAGUAUGGAUGAUAUGCGACUCCUGUUUGACAACACAAAACUUGAGUAAUCAUAGGAGUGACUUACAUAGUGUAUGAAAAAAAAUAUUGUUACAAGCCUGCAAAAAUGCUUAGCCCAUUGACCCAUGGAUGGCAUGUAUAUAUACCAUGUACAUUAUGUUUCUUGUUUAUUAGUUUGUUUACACAUGUAUGACUCUAAAAGUGUUUAGUCAGGAAGGAGCUAGGUACUGGGCCUACUUAAUCCCAGUUCUCUAUCCUAUUACUUGAGUUUUUGGAAAGAAAGGACUUUAUUUUUAUUUCUUCUAGUAUUGUUAAUAAUGUUAUAAUAAUAAUGUUUAUAAAGAUAAAGGCUAUUAGAAAUCAAUACUUUUCUCCAGAAAUUCAAGAAAUGGGGUAGAUGGGGAAGGUCAUUUAAAGCUAGUAACUGACUCCAUGGUGAAUAAACACAUAUGGAGCCAUGAAUAUAUAAACAAAGUUGACAAAACAAAACUACAGUGGACAGAACAUGUACCAAGGGCCAGUGGGUUAAGGGUAGUCUUUCAGUAAUUUUAUACCUUUGAAAAUUGUGUUACAAAUAUACAAUUUUCAUUUUUUAAUCUAGCAGUGAAGCUCUCUCAUUAAAUAGGCAACUUGAGAUUAGUUUAUAAGACAUAUAAAACUCUGAAAAUUAACUAUUGCUCCCUAGUCACUUCCCUUAGCUAUGGUGGAAAUCUAUUUUACUGACCAAUCAUGAAGUAUAUUAUUGUGUAUUACAUUUUAAUUCAUGGCUCUUCCAUUGUGUGAAGACAAUUAUAUAUACAUACACAUUUAAAUUUUCUAAAGAUAUAUAUAUAUAUAUAAAUUAAAAUUUAAUAUUAAAAUGUAGUCUUUCUCAGUGGAGUUUUUCAAGAUUUAGUUUAUCUGCUGUUUUAUAAUAUACAAUUAUCAUGUCGGUGUCCAGAUAUUUCAGAGAGUGAUAUUCUUUUCUCUUUAUACAUGGUAAGUUGAUCUGGUAGAAUUCCUUUGUUAAUUUCAUUAUACUAAAAUAGCUGGUUUAGUCCAUUAUUUGAAUGUACAAUAUGGAGUUGUAAAGACAUGCAAUAUAAUUUUUAAAGAAACAGUAGAUGUUAUGUAAAUGAGUUCAUGCAAAAUUUUAUGUGGCCCUUUUCCUAUACUUUUAGUAAUGAUAGAAGCAGUUAUACCACAAAGAUACUGGUUUUAUCAAUUUUCUCUUCAGACAGAGCUGGCCUUUAACCAUGUUUGGUUGAAACCAAGCUGGAGUUCAUUUGAAGUUCACUAUUUAUGUACAUUUCAUAUCAGAUUACAUAGAUUAUUAUUAUAUGGACAAGUUUUUAAUGUUAGGUUUAUAUACUUUUAUGUAUCUGUGGAUGUCAGUAAUAAUGCUUUCUUUAAAGUUUAUGAUAAAAUGUUGUAAAACUGAAGAAUGUAUGUGAAUCAUGCUAACACUGAAUGAUUUUAAGAAAUUUUUGCAUGAUUCCUGUCUUUUUAAAAUUUUCCCUAGUUUUACUUAUUACUGGUUUGCGAUAAAGGGACUUGGGAUUCUUACGAAUUGAUAAUUUGUUUGUGUGUUAAACAAAAUGGUGUUGAUUAUUCAAGGAAGUUUUGUUAUGUUUUCUUAGUUAAUUUGAAUGUUUUCUUCUAUGUUAACAAAUGUAGAAAGCCAAUAAUUUUACAAACUCUACAGUUAGUGUUAAAUUUUCAUUACUUUCAAUAAGUGAAUAAUCGAAGAUCAUCCAGAAUAAGUAAAUAUAAUGUAUAAUUUUUA
Messenger RNA from Penaeus indicus, 2700 nucleotides. Its product is annotated as carnitine O-palmitoyltransferase 1, liver isoform-like. Gene Ontology annotation, molecular function: carnitine O-palmitoyltransferase activity. Gene Ontology annotation, biological process: carnitine metabolic process; fatty acid metabolic process. NCBI's taxonomy places the organism in Eukaryota, Metazoa, Arthropoda, Malacostraca, Decapoda, Penaeidae. The transcript is spliced from 7 exons. Gene Ontology annotation, cellular component: mitochondrion. The annotation marks the transcript as partial. The record is from RefSeq and is a predicted model, not a curated record.